Messenger RNA from Aquila chrysaetos chrysaetos, 3424 nucleotides. RefSeq names its product MAPK interacting serine/threonine kinase 1 (gene MKNK1). The record is from RefSeq and is a predicted model, not a curated record. The coding region runs from base 540 to 1796 and encodes 418 amino acids. The transcript is spliced from 14 exons. Lineage: Eukaryota; Metazoa; Chordata; Aves; Accipitriformes; Accipitridae. Gene Ontology annotation, cellular component: nucleus; cytoplasm. Gene Ontology annotation, molecular function: calmodulin binding; ATP binding; calcium-dependent protein serine/threonine kinase activity. Gene Ontology annotation, biological process: protein autophosphorylation; intracellular signal transduction; peptidyl-serine phosphorylation.
GGCUCCUCUUCAUGCCUUCCAGGUGCUGGAUGGAAGCAAGGCAAAAUACACUUGUGGAGCUGAACCUUUUCCACUGCAGUUCUAAAGCUGUUCAGGUACCACCUCAGUGGUCUGAAACAUCCUGUGCCAGCACAUCGAGUUUGUUUCAUCUAUUGAAUUCCGGGUCAUGGCUAUCCUCUGUGAAUCCACAGAAGGCUUUAUUUGAGGCUCCCGAUUCUUUUUUUCUUCAGAUGGUGUAACCUGAACAUCAUUGCCUUGUUUGCCGCUUGCUAGGAGUGAAUUCAGUACUAGUGCUGCAGAACAACUCGUCUCAAGCAAGACCCAGUUUUGAAGCAGGGGGUAGUACCUGGAUUCUGCUUAAACUGCUUUCUUCCAUUGAAUUCAAACGCACAAAAAAGGUUUCCUCUGAUAUUUGGGGGAGAGGUGGCAGCCCGUGAUGAAGACAAGCAGAGAAACUUUUGGAUAGCUUAAGAACAUAAACACAUAAGAUCAUGUUCAUUUUCUCCUAAAGUAAUUGCUUAUGUGUUAAAGGCACCUUUAUGUUCUGCCACACAGAAAUGGUCAGCAGUCAGCCUCUCCCCAUAGCAGACAGUGGGAAAAGGAAAAAGAAAAAAAGAACCAGAGCCACAGAUCAUGUCCCUGGGAAGUUUGAAGACUUGUACAAGCUGACUGCUGAGCUUCUUGGUGAGGGAGCAUAUGCCAAAGUUCAGGGUGCCGUCAGCCUCCAAACUGGGAAAGAAUAUGCAGUAAAAAUCAUUGAAAAAAAUGCUGGGCAUAGUCGGAGUCGGGUUUUUCGUGAAAUAGAAACACUGUACCAGUGUCAGGGUAACAAGAACAUUUUGGAGUUGAUAGAAUUUUUUGAAGAUGACACAAGAUACUACCUUGUCUUUGAGAAGCUGCGAGGAGGUUCAAUUCUGGCCCAUAUACAAAAGCGGAAGCACUUCAAUGAACGAGAAGCUAGCAAAGUGGUGAGAGAUAUUGCCUCUGCUCUGGAUUUUCUUCAUACAAAAGGUAUUGCUCACAGGGACCUGAAGCCUGAAAACAUCCUGUGCGAAUCUCCAGAAAAGAUAUCACCAGUAAAAAUAUGUGACUUUGAUCUUGGUAGUGGGGUGAAGCUGAACAGUGCGUGUACUCCAAUAACUACUCCUGAAUUAACAACACCGUGUGGGUCUGCAGAAUACAUGGCACCCGAAGUGGUCGAAGUCUUCACGGAGGAGGCCACGUUCUACGAUAAGCGGUGUGAUCUUUGGAGCCUGGGAGUGAUCCUGUACAUCAUGCUCAGUGGUUACCCCCCUUUUGUGGGCAACUGUGGCACAGACUGUGGCUGGGACAGAGGAGAGGUCUGCAGAGUUUGCCAGAACAAGCUUUUUGAGAGCAUUCAGGAAGGCAAGUAUGAAUUUCCUGACAAGGACUGGUCGCAUAUAUCCUCUGAGGCCAAAGAUCUCAUCUCAAAGUUGCUCGUUUGCGACGCCAAAGAACGACUUAGUGCUGCUCAAGUUUUGCAACAUGCAUGGGUUCAAGGACAGGCUCCUGAAAGGGGAUUACCUACCCCUCAAGUUCUUCAAAGGAACAGUAGCACAAAAGACCUGACGCUUUUUGCUGCUGAGGCUAUAGCCCUUAACCGCCAGUUGUCUCAGCACGAGAAUGAACUCAGCGCAGAGCAGGAGAACGUUGCCCAUGCUGUGUGCUCCAUGAAGCUUUCUCCACCGUCCAAGUCCCGCCUCGCCAAGCGCAGAGCAAUGACGCACGCCACCAAAACCAGUGACUUUCAGCCAGUUCCCCAUAAAGCCUUUUAAACUUCUUUCCUGCUAUGGAUUGGCAAGAUCAGCCUGUGUUCUUAUUUGGAAUUUCAGCACUGAUAAAAGCUUCUCUGCUUCUGACACUUUGAUUGGAAGCUUGCUCUUGUGAUGUGACUUGUAACUUUAAGGGGACAGCUUUUUAUGGGAAUGUUUUUUGCCUGUCAGGUUUGGUGCAUUAAGAUAAUUUAACUGAUCCUCUUAAACUGGAGAAGAUGGGUUUGCUGCUGUAUUAUUUGAGGUGAUAAAUCACUAAGCUUUCCUUAUUUUCUUCUUAGAAGAGUAUGCUUUAAAAUGCAAACUUGAAAACAUCAGAAAAAAACAACUUUCUUGCUUUGCCCAGCAGAGCAUCAAGCCUCUCCCUGCCUAUGGCUGCUCUCCUUGAUGGUACAUCUUGCGAGGUGCUGCUGCUAGUCACAGCAGCAGGGACUGUUUUCAAUCAACAGUGCCCUUGUCUCUUUCUGUAGACUCAGGAAAUGAAGGUGAUGACUGGGUGGAUCUGUCUCUGUUGUCUUCACUGGGCUUAGACUGUGAGGAUGGUACUGUAAAGGUGCAAGGAUCACUCAGGCUUGUAGGGAUGAAGAGGACCGGGUUGCUUUUUUAAUCCUGUUGAUAGUUAGUGUGUCAGUAUGUAGGAUGAAAGCUGGUGGUGUGUUAUUUCUUUAUCUGACACCUUUUUGUUCUUAACUAAAAUGUACUCCAUAUAAUCUCUCUUUUUAUUGGUUGGGUUUUUUUUGUGUGUGUCCAGUAUGUCCCCUUCUCUGGCAGUUACAGUCUUAAGUCUGAUAGCCACAGUAUAACAGACUGUUUAUGUAACAGUUUAUGUUUAGUAUCUGGGUUUUUUUAUAUAUUAAUGCUAUCCUCAGUUAUACCUUCCUUUCUGUAAACUUGUAUUUCUCCAAGUCCUUUUGUGUGUGUUACCUGGAGUUCUUAAUGUGAAUGGACAGACUUCAGUGAAUUUUGGUGUCUGAAUAAUUUAGGAUUAUCAAAUGCAAAGGUACAUCUAUACAAAAAUGGUGCUGCAGCUGUUGCAUUCUGCCACCUGCAGUGAUCUCAGGCUGGGUGUCUAGAUUUUAGCUUCCAGUUUUAGUACUGUGGUGCACCAGAGGUCAGGAGUAAUUUGGAAGGGUACUGGCUGAAAAGCUGAAGAUUUUGGGUGACCAAGGUGAGGUGUCCAUGGAGAAGGACAUGGAUGUUGAGCACUUUCUGAAACGUAAGCUGUGAAAAUUGGGCCGCUAAGAUGCCCAACAUGAUGCACCUUAAACUUGCUGGCCAUUUCUGAAACCCUUUGCCAGGGCAUUGCGUGCAGGGUGGAGAGGGGGAGGAGGAGGCGGCCCCCAAGUGCCAGCACAAAACCAUCCUGAGCAGAAUGAGAAGGAAUAAAGUAGCAAAUCCAACAUGCGCUUGGAAAUUGAAAGGUCAAAGCUGAGUGUCUUUGCAUGGCCUAUUCAGAGCGGUUUUACAUUAUCUUUUAGCAGUGUGCAUACAGCUAUUUUUAUACAACAUGCUGUAUUUUGUGACUAAUAUUAAAGUUGUUAUUUAAAAGAUUUUAUACAUUGUGCCAGUGGAUGGAUUAUGAAAUGUCUUUUGCUUUGUUUUUAUUAAAAUGCUUUAAGUUAUGGAUUUAA